This is a messenger RNA of Oldenlandia corymbosa var. corymbosa, 2229 nucleotides long. Lineage: Eukaryota; Viridiplantae; Streptophyta; Magnoliopsida; Gentianales; Rubiaceae. The record is from the annotation of a GenBank genome assembly.
CUUGGAUAGUAGGGCCCACUUCAGUUUGAACACCCGCCACAAAAUCCCGUUGAAGGCAUUUCUUUACACACCCAAAUACUCUUUUAUAUUUCUUUGAUUUUACCAUCAAACCAGCAUUUGAAUCCAAUUAUGGCGUCUCUAGGCUUGAGCUUCCAUACCGAAAACUCUAUUCUGAAGCAGAAUUCAGUAACAAGAAGCACCGAUCCCACAUGGGUUCUUCAUAAAUUUUCAGUUAAUAAUGGCAUUUCCGGUAGAAAAGAUCGCUCUCGGAAAAGACUGCUCAAAAUUUGCGCCAUUACUGGCCAACAAGAAGGAUUGGUCAAUGAAGGAAAGGCCGAUUCAGCAUCAGAUUCAGGUUUCACUAAAGAGGAGAGCUCUUUGAUUGAUGCCCUUAUUGGGAUGCAAGGCCGUGGUCGCUCUGCUUCUCCUAAGCAGCUUCAAGAAGUUGAACGUGCGGUGCAAGUGCUGGAAAAUUUGGGUGGUGUACCUGAUCCAACCAGCUCAAGCUUGAUAGAAGGCCGCUGGCAGUUAAUGUUCACAACAAGGCCAGGCACAGCAUCACCAAUACAGAGAACAUUUGUCGGGGUUGACUCAUUUGCGGUGUUUCAAGAGGUAUACCUACGGACGAAUGACCCACGUGUAUCCAACAUAGUCAAGUUCUCAGAUUCAGUUGGUGAACUUAAAGUGGAGGCAACAGCAACAACUAAGGAUGGAAAGAGAAUCCUUUUCCAGUUUGAUAGAGCUGCAUUUGCUUUCAAGUUCCUUCCUUUUAAAGUUCCAUAUCCUGUUCCAUUUAGACUUCUAGGAGAUGAAGCAAAGGGCUGGUUAGACACUACCUACUUAUCUCAAUCAGGAAAUGUUCGCAUCUCGAGAGGAAAUAAGGGAACCACAUUUGUGCUGCAAAAGGAAACUGAUGCUAGGCAAAAAUUUCUAUCCGUCGUAUUCUCAGGAGUUGGAGUGAAAGAGGCGAUCGAGGAGUUUAUCUCCUUAAAUAAAAAAGAUUCAGGAGCUGAAAUGGAACUCAUUGAAGGAGAAUGGCAAAUGAUAUGGAGCUCCCAGGUUGAAACAGACAGCUGGAUGGAGAAUGCUGCAAAUGGUCUCAUGGGCAUGCAGGUUGAAUACCCAACUUCAAUUCUGAAUUUUCCCCAUAUUUUUCUAGGUUUUCCUGCUUUAUAUUAUGGCAUCUUUGAUCAAAAGUUUCUUAAAUUUCACAUCACAGAUCGUCAGACCAAAUGGUGGAAUGAAGUUCUUAGUGGACAUCUUUCUCGGCUUGAAAUUCUCUAUGACGGGCACUUUUGUGUAAGUUUUAGCUAACCUUACAACAGGGCAGCAAGAAUUCCAGCUGAUUGAAAUGCAAAACCUGACUUAUAUCCGAUACUUUUAUACUCAAAAUUUAUCUGGCUAAAAAGUGGACUUUCAACUGGAAUAUGUUUUGUGCAUGUUGAAAUGUAAUAAUUUCACUGCGUUCUACUGCUGGUCUUUUGAAGCCAAUGAGAUUAUUGCUAUUAAAUUUGUCUGCAUAAACCUUUUAUUUUGGUUUAUAAGUGUUGGAUCUUGAGACAUUUUGUUAAUCUGUAGUAAAUCUGGAAAGAACACGUAUGAUGUGACCAUGGACGAUGGAGCAAUUGUGCUCGGCCCUUAUGGACUUCCGUCAGAGAUGCAAACUGACAUCACUCUGGAAAUAUUGUAAGAAACUUGCUAUCUGUAAUUAGCAUAUCUUGAUUUUUUUUGUUCUAAAAUUAGAAAUCGAAUGCAUUCACUCUUCUUGCUGUCUUGGAUGUUUUUCAGAUACACAGAUGACAAGAUCAGAAUAUCCCGAGGCUACAACAGAAUCCUUUUUGUUCACCUACGGGUUGGCUGAAGGCGUUCAGCAGGAAUGUUUCAUCAUUAGGCUCACUCAUCUCAUGUAAAUCCAGAACGUCUAUAACAUUUACAGAAAAGGGAAAAGCAUACAGAAAAGAUUGUUUUCAUAUACCUAUGAUGUAACUCUAUUCAAUUUGAUGAAACGGUAUAUGUUCAUAGAAAUUUAAGUUAAGGUUGGAUAUACGUUCCUUUCAACUUUAGUUCGACAAACUCGUCAAUUAUAUGCUCAUUAGCUGAUGAAGUGAUCAUCCGCCCCAAAUAAUGGCUAUUUCAACUAGAAGCAAAAUGGAAAACUCACUCUCACUUCUCUUUAUUCGGCCAUGGGGAUCUUCAUACAUUUCUAGCAUGUUUUGGCACAAAAACGCU